AAACAUAUGAGUGGUAACAAGUCUUCUUAAUAUCUGUCUUCAGUACUAAAAUGGGAUAAUCUGAAGAAGCAGUUUACUCAAGUAUCAUUCCCAGUGCCAACCGGAUCAUGAAUUGUAGAAUGUGCUCCUGAUUACAGAACUGAUGCAUUGUCUGAUGCCCUCUGCAAUAUAAACUACAGGAUAUAACCUUUUCCAGGUGGAUUAUUUCUCAAAACAUUAUAAGGCAUACGUUUUGAGACAACAUGAAGGAGUAUGUGCUUUUCUACUUAUUGGCUCUGUGUUCAGCCAAGCCAUUUGUACUACCUCCAAAGUACAUGGCGCUAACUGACCUCAUGCUAAAAGAUAUGGAAGAUGAUGAUGAUGAUGACGAUGACGAUGAGGACAAUAAUGCAUUAUUUCCAGUUAAGAAAAACUUCCCAGUCCGACCCACAUUAACUCCAUUUGAUAUAUUUCCAACUUGCCCAUUUGGAUGCACGUGCUAUUUAAGAGUGGUUCAAUGCUCUGACCUUGGUUUGACUGCCAUACCAGAUAAAAUUCCACAUGACACUCGACUGUUGGAUCUCCAGAAUAACAAAAUCAAAGAGAUCAGAGAAAAGGAUCUGCAGGGUCUAACAAACCUUUACGCCUUGUUUCUAAACAACAAUAAGGUAUACAAAGUUCAUCCAAAAGCAUUCCAGUCCACAAAGAAAUUACGGAGGCUGUACUUUUCACACAACCAAUUAACAGAGAUUCCAUCCAAUCUCCCACAAUCAUUGGCGGAACUGAGAAUUCAUGACAACAAAGUAAAGAAAAUACAAAAGAAUAAUUUUAAAGGCAUAGAUUCUCUGCAUGUUUUAGAAAUGAGUGCAAAUCCUCUUGAAAAUGAGGGAAUUGAGCCUGGAGCUUUUGAAGGACUAACAGUGUUCCAUGUUAGGAUUGCAGAAGCUAAACUGACAUCUAUCCCUAAAGGUUUGCCAUCAUCAAUUCAUGAGCUCCAUCUUGACCAUAACAAAAUUGCAAAUGUUGAACUUGAGGACUUUUUACGUUACAAAGAACUUCAGAGAUUAGGUUUAGGACACAACAAAAUAAAAGAGGUGGAAAAUGGAAGUCUUUCUAAUAUACCAAAUGUAAGAGAAAUUCAUUUAGAAAACAACAAGCUUAAACGAGUGCCUCCCGGAUUGUCGGACCUAAAAUACUUGCAGGUCAUAUUUCUACACUCUAACAAUAUUGCAAAGGUGGAUGUGAAUGAUUUCUGCCCAUUGGGACCCAAACUGAAGAAAUCUCUUUACAGCGGGAUCAGCCUUUUUGGAAACCCUGUAAAAUACUGGGAAGUUCAACCAUCCACAUUUCGCUGCACUCUUGGCAGAAAUAGUAUACAUUUAGGGAACUUUCGAAAGUAGAAACACAAUAUGCAACGGUUACAGCUCUCCCAACAAACACAUACUUAUACUUGUGAAAUGCAAACAGUGGAAAAGGGCUGAACCAUAUUCCUACAUGACAACACAGCAAGACAAGGGGUGUACAAAGAAAUGUGCAUGGUAUUCUCUCAAAGGUAGUUUUAAACAACUUGAAACUUAAUUAUAAAAAAGCAGCUCUAUUUCCAAUGACUGUAUCUCACAUUUGAUGUUUAUGGCCAGGUUCCAUUGUAAACAUGUGUGAGUUGGUUGAAGGUGAGCUUGCUUGAUCAGUUGGUGCUAAAAAGAACUAGGUAGAAUUUAUAAGUAAUAUUUUAUAUUUCCCCAGUCUAUAACUAUAUUAAAACCUAGUUUGAUUGUAUGUAUAGUAAUUUUUCAAAAGGUUAAUAUAAAUUCAAAUCAUUAUGGUCUUUUUGUUGAGUUUAAGCUAAUAUGACUCCAAGUGGGCUGAAGUGAGAAUAUUGGCAGGAGUGCCCUGGCUUCCCCCCCAAUGUAAGUACUUCUUACCUGGGGGCCGCUCACCUAAUCUAUAGAAUCAUGUUAGCUCUCCUGAGUUAAACCUUUCAGUGUACGGCCAGGUCAUUGGCAUACGCUGAUUAAGUCAUGCAUCUCUGAGAUUAGCUCAGUAAAAGAGAUUUCGGCUGCUGGAAAAUUAACAGAUGGUUUGACUACUUACCUGGGGGCGCAAGGGCACCAGUGCAUUCCUGGCACUAUAACAACUACAACGUGCUAUAGUGGCUAUGGUGCUUGGAGUAUUUUUUUAAAUGAUAAAUCUACAAAUAAAACUGAAUAUAUAAAGUUAACUGUACAGGGCUUACAUUGACUAGACUUACAAAAUAAUAUAUUUUCCAUCACAAGGAAACGCUGCACAGACUCCUACCACUAUGACCAAUUCAAUAAACUGAAGUGGUCAUGGUGGUCAGAGUAACCCUUUACUCUCCUGUUGUCAAUUCAACAUAGUACUGCAGCUUAAGCCUUAGAUGUGCAUUAAAAGUACCAUAACCACUACAGACAGCUGUAGUGGUUAUUGUGCCAUGAGUUGCCUGACACCAUCCCACAGUACUUUUCGUCAAUUCAUUUUCUCCAAACACAGUGGACACCAGGGUAUGGGUAUUUGUCAAAAUGUUUAGACACAUACCAAUGGGAUGGAGCCAGGGGCCUACUGGCAGCAAAACAGCUACAGUGUGCUAUAGUGCUUUGAGUGUCCAUUUAA
Messenger RNA from Pelobates fuscus (common spadefoot toad), 2607 nucleotides. RefSeq names its product asporin (gene ASPN). The record is from RefSeq and is a predicted model, not a curated record. The transcript is spliced from 8 exons. NCBI's taxonomy places the organism in Eukaryota, Metazoa, Chordata, Amphibia, Anura, Pelobatidae. Gene Ontology annotation, molecular function: protein binding. Bases 243 to 1379 code for a protein of 378 amino acids.